Molecule: messenger RNA, 2833 nt
Organism: Cladocopium goreaui
Lineage: Eukaryota; Dinophyceae; Suessiales; Symbiodiniaceae
Source: the annotation of a GenBank genome assembly
AUGGCAACUUGGACACACCAGGUGUCAGUUUCACCUUUUGAUCUACCACAAUUCCCAGAAAUAAUUCCUUUCCCAGCACUAGAACAAUUCUUGGAAGGAUUUGUAUUCCUCAAUCAAAAGGAACUCAAUUUUCUGCAGGAUUGGAGCCUGAAAUUGACCGAACCAAAUUCGGCAACUCACGCGCUGGUCAGAACAAACUGGUUGCUUGUCGCCUUGUCGAAUAUCGCUGUCGCCAUGGGCCUCUUAAGAUCAGAGCCGAUGAAACAUGGCACGUUGGUGGUGCCAGUGGACCGUGCACGAGAGUUCAUCGAUCUUAUAGGCAAAAACACCAAGAUGCAAUUUGAGGACAUGAAUGCGCGGGAUAUGCAUCGUCCAUACAAAAAGUACAUCCAGAGGAUUGAUGAAAUGGAACGCAUCAUCCGAUUCCUCCUGGAAGAGUUGACGAAGGUGCCUGGCGCUUCCCCUGUCAAGCACAAUGUGGAUGCUUUCUUGGAUCACAGUGACGACUACAAGCUGGAUGACGUAGAGGCCAAUUUGCACAAGAUCCACAAGGAGUUCAUCCAGUUCAAGGAAAACAAUGGCAAACUUUUGGAGCGUCGAAAUGCUGCGCUGGAAGAGCGCUACGUCGUGCAGACUGCCAUGGCCUCCAUGGCACAUGUGGCAUCUUCCAGGUCAGUGCGAGCGCCUGAGGACCGUUUCGAGUUCGAAGCUUCCAGGUCUUUGCUGGACGAGGAGGGAGGCACCUCCAGAAGAAGUCUUGAGACAAUGUUCAGCAACAUUGCUGGAGUUAUCCACCAGGAGGAGCAGGAUCGAUUUGCUCGAAUGCUCUUCAGAGCGACCCGAGGCAACACCUUCACCCAUUUUCAGCAGAUCUUCGAGCCGAUGAGGGACCCAAAGACUGGUCGAGAAGUGCACAAAUCGGUUUUCGUGAUCUACUUCCAAGAUCAUCGCAUAGGAUCUUCCGUGUCUGCUAUGAGCGAGAAGAUCAACAAGAUUUGCAACUCUUUUGGUGUCAAUACUUAUCGGUGGCCGAGCAGCCGCACAGCAGCGCAAGAGAUGAACGACAGCUUGAAAGUGCAGGUUGAAGACCAAGAGAGGUUGCUGAAGGCGCACGAGCACUUCGUGAAGAGUGAGGCCGCCUCGCUGUUGGAGCCUGUUGAUCGAAACCGAGACUCCCUCAUCGAAGAAUGGAGGCUUUUCUGCAUCAAGGAGAAGUCCAUUUACGCCACACUCAAUCUCUUUGAGGGCAAUAUGAAUUUGCGUGCAAGCUGUUGGUAUCCCGAGGAGGAUGAGGAUCGAAUCCGUGCCAUGUGUAUCCAGAACAGUUCCUCCCACGGCCAUACCAGCGCAAUGUUGGUGCCGGACAAGACACCGCCACGAAAAUCGCCUCCUACCUACAUCAAGGUCAACGAGUUCACAGCCAUUUUUCAGGUGUUGGUCAAUACCUAUGGCCUCCCAAGAUACCAAGAGGCGAAUCCCGCCCUCUUCACAAUUGUCACCUUUCCCUUUCUGUUCGGUGUCAUGUACGGCGACGUUGGCCACGGGCUAAUGCUGCUCUCUGUGGGAAUCUAUGCGGUAUGGAAAGCGGAUGAGUUGAAGUUCAGCCUGCCAGUGAUGCACGAGGGUCGAUAUAUCUUGCUGAUGAUGGGACUCUUCGCUGUGUACUGUGGCUUCUUAUACAACGACUUCUUUUCCAUUGGCCUAACCCUCUUCGAGUCCCGGUGGACUCAACCAGCUAUUUCUCCAGAGACCAAACCUGGCAGCGUUGUGGCCAUGCAGCCCAAAUUUGACCAUGAAAACCGAGGUGGGCCUGGACCUUACCCCUUUGGUCUGGAUCCUGCUUGGCAUGGCGCGCAAAAUGAGCUCGUGUAUUUGAACUCGAUGAAGAUGAAACUGGCGGUGGUGUUGGGAGUUGCCCAGAUGCUGGUAGGCCUUCUUUUGCGGUUCACCAACGCAAUGUAUGAGAAAAACAUGGUAGACUUUGCAUGUGAGUGUGUACCAAUGUUCAUUUUCAUGAUCUGCUUCUUUGGCUUCAUGGAUUACAUGAUCCUCUUCAAGUGGGUGACUCCUAUGCGGGAGCCCCCCAGCAUCAUCAACUCCAUGAUUGCCAUGGCUAUGUGGAGCGAAGAUUCGAAUCCCAUGUUUGGAUCUCUAGUGCCACAAAUGCUGAUGGUCGUUUGCAUGCUGGCAGUGCCAUGGAUGCUGAUUCCGAAACCCUUUAUUCUGCACCGGCGAAACCAGGUGCAAUCCCGGCCAACGACGCAGCGCUUCCGUGCCAGCAGUGAUGGCCUAGGUGGCCACAUGCCUCUGAGUGACGAGGAAUCCUUGCUCUGUGAAGAAUCUGAGGAAGAUGAAUUUGAUUUGACGGAGGUGGUGAUCCAUCAGGUCAUUGAAACCAUUGAAUAUGUCCUGGGAACAGUGUCCCACACUGCUUCGUACUUGCGUCUAUGGGCACUUUCCUUGGCUCAUCAGCAACUGUCAUUGGUUUUCUUUGGCAUGACCAUGCUCGGCGGCAUGUCAGCACCAUUUCCGUUGAACAUUUUCACCACCUACUUUGCCUUUGGUGCUUGGUUUGGUGUCACAGUCGCGAUCUUGUUGGGCAUGGACGUCAUGGAGUGUUUUCUGCACACUUUGCGACUUCACUGGGUGGAAUUCCAAAGCAAGUUCUACAAAGCUGAUGGCUAUGCUUUCGAACCCUUUUGCCACAGAGAUGUCCUCCACAAGAAAACAGAUGAGUGAUGCUAUGGAAACGCCGCAAGCUAAUGGCAAUGUCUUGAUUAUUUCGAUGCUUCUAGAGCUGUGGUGUGCAAAUGAAAGGAUGCCGUGCAAAGUU